AUGCUGAAAUCCCCAGAAAGAAAACGGAGUCCACUCCCCAACUCCAAAAGCUCCGUGAAAACUAGCCGCAGAGCCCCCCAGACCUCCCCAGUACUCAUAUCAGAACAAAAUCAAACAUCUAAACCCAAAUCGAACGACCAAACCACCCCCGAGCUCCCAGCCCCACCAUUCCGCAGCGUCUCCGCCUGCAACAGAUGUCGUCUCCGUAAACACCGCUGCGACCAGCGCCUCCCACGCUGUGAGUCAUGCGAAAAAGCUCAAGUCCGCUGCGUGGGCUACGACCCCCUCACCAAGCAAGAGGUACCACGUAGCUAUGUGGCCUUUCUCGAAAGCCGCGUCAACUAUCUCAACCAGGUCCUCAUCGACCACGGCAUCGGGUUCAAGCCCGCUAUCGCGUAUGACGAGGAAGAAGCACUGAAGAUGGAGGCCGGCCAGUCGCCGAGGUUUGAAUCUCGCGGGCUGAGGAAUGCGAGAGAACCGCGAGAGCAGAGCCAAAUCGGGAUGGGGGCGCGGACGUCCCGUAAAAGGAAAUUACCUCAGUAUUCCGAGGAUACCAUCCCGACGAGACAGGUCAAACGCUUGGCGCAGCUAAACGUUCUUCUCACGGAGUUGUUGACGGAUGGCUGUGAACAUCGCCAAUGUGCCCGCGAUCCCGGGAGGGGUUAUAUGCGUGCUGCUCGUAGGCAUCGCGCGCAGGAGGACCCUCUUGAUCAGAGAUUGCCGUGGUCUCCGCGGAGCUUGGAUUCGAUGGAUCAUAGUGAUAGCCGUGGAACUAGAUCUGAGUCGCCGGUGUCCUUGCAUGAGUCAUAUCGAUAUCCAAGGACGAGACCUGGGCGCGGCUCGUCUCUGCUCGGUGCUGGAUCUAUCCCGGAAUCAGAUCAUGGGCGUGAAGGACACGACGCAAAGACACAGCCCGAGGUCGAGCUUGAUUCGGUAGAUGUCGACUCUGGGUCUAUUGCUGGGGGGAGUAAAUUGAGAAAUACCAAUAUCGAUCGAGAGGUGAAUGUUCCGAGUCGUGGCUCGUCCCCAGAGAAGGAUGAUCGAUCUGGUCCUGAGCCCAAGUUUGAUAUUGCUGCCGAUCUUCUUCGGGGGCGGAGGGAAAGGGAGAGGGCUAACUAUGACUUGCUGGAUGAGUUCCUUGUUGAUUGGGCGGAUUGA
This is a messenger RNA of Penicillium robsamsonii, 1158 nucleotides long. RefSeq lists its product as uncharacterized. The record is from RefSeq and is a predicted model, not a curated record. The coding region runs from base 1 to 1158 and encodes 385 amino acids. The transcript has a single exon. Gene Ontology annotation, biological process: positive regulation of transcription by RNA polymerase II. Lineage: Eukaryota; Fungi; Ascomycota; Eurotiomycetes; Eurotiales; Aspergillaceae. Gene Ontology annotation, molecular function: sequence-specific DNA binding; zinc ion binding; DNA-binding transcription factor activity, RNA polymerase II-specific.